Molecule: messenger RNA, 994 nt
Organism: Salmo salar (Atlantic salmon)
Lineage: Eukaryota; Metazoa; Chordata; Actinopteri; Salmoniformes; Salmonidae
Product: macrophage colony-stimulating factor 1-like
Cellular component (GO): membrane
Molecular function (GO): cytokine activity; growth factor activity
Source: RefSeq, a predicted model, not a curated record
GGGAACCUCGGCUUCAUCCAUGUCAGCUUCUCUUUAGUGCAUGCCUUGUCUCCAGAGGUUUACUAGAGAGAUUGAUCAGGACUAGAAGAGGAGAGACUCAUCAUCUAUCUGCUCCAAUGCUACUGACAGAGGAGUCUGGUCUUUUCUAUUUUCAUAGUUGAGCCAGAUGACCCUUCACGUGUCAGCCCACAUUCAGUGCAAAACCAAGGUAAAGUGUCUGUAUGUGAUAGUGUUCCUGAGUCUCUCCUUGACCAUGGGAGACCCUGGUCCAUGCAGACACUCCAUCACCAGAGAUCACCUGCUGACCAUAAGACGCCUGAUAGAUAACCAGUUGCAGAGUGGAUGCUCAAUAACCUACACAUUCAUUGAGCGAAGAUGUUUGAGUAAAUGUUGUUAUGUGAAAGCUGCCCUGCCCUGGAUCUUGGAGCUCCUGACCAGCCACUUCAGAUACACCCAAGGCUCAGACAACCACAGCUACGUCCUGUCUCUGAUCGGUCUCAUCCACAACAUCUACUCUCAGAGAUGUGUACCACAGAUCAACGAGGAGCUUGAGGAUGACCCAGUGAGCUUUGGGAUGUCAUUAAGAAGCUCCCCAUCAGAGGCCCUGGGGAGGGUCCAGGAUGUCCUGUCUGAGUACUGGGAGCUGGUGACCACCAGGGACUCCCCAGUAGACUGGAGCUGUGAGAGGGAGUACAGAGACACACAAGAGCCCCCCACAGCCCUCCCUACAGCUUUCUCUCUGACUACAGUCAGCACUUUUUGGGACUCAGAGAAAGCCCCUCAGACUGGUCUAGAUGGAGACCAAGUUGGAGACCUGAAGUUUGAUUUCAUGGUCAUAACUCCAUCAGUCUGUGGAGGAAUGAUGUUCAUAUUCACUCUCUAUUGCCUCAUCAAACACAAGAUGUUCCACAGUACUUAUCAUCACACAUCACAAGUGUACCAAAACUCAAGUUUGCAUACAGAUAUUCAGGACAUUGAGAUGCAGGCGCAAUAA